Trichobilharzia szidati is the source of this 803-nucleotide messenger RNA. NCBI's taxonomy places the organism in Eukaryota, Metazoa, Platyhelminthes, Trematoda, Strigeidida, Schistosomatidae. The record is from the annotation of a GenBank genome assembly.
GUUUCUGUUGGCGCUAAGUUGAAAGGUUACAAUCCAGAAGACAGACCUACUAGCCUUAUUCUAAAAUGGCAGAAAAACGUUCUGCACGACAACGUAAAGUUCAAAAUUAUUCUCUCUUAGCUGACGAAAGUGAUGAUGAAUUCUUUUAUGAUGAGGAACCAGUCAAACAUAAGAAGUACAAUAAUGAUGAUGAUGAUGAUGACAUAGUAGAAAAGUCAACCAGUAAAUCAACUAAAACUAAAAAGAAAACAGCAAAGGAAAAAUCAGUGAAAAAACCACCCGAGGCAACUCCUGCAUCAAAAGAGAAUCAACUUCCUAAAACUGUUAAUGAAAUAAAGCCGACUAAUUUAAGUCCUGCAGUGCUGCCUCACUCUGAAACACCUAAAUCACCUGUAAUCAGUACCACAUCAAGAUUCCUGUCGAAAUCUGUCCCUUCUACUCCUGUUCAUUCAGCUGUAUCACUGUCUAAUGCAGCAGUCACGCCACCACCGUCUUUAGGUAAGGCGUUUAUUCCUGUCACUCCAUCUAGUGGUCUGCGUCUUGGUUUGUCACGUACAAAAAAAUUACGACCUUUGCACACAAAUGUACGCAUAACAUAAUCUACAGGAUAUUUUUGUCUUUUGUAUAUAGAAAAAUUUUUGAAACCUUACUUUAUAUUUGUAUUGUAGAAAACUAUCUUUAUAUAGAAGUACAACUAUAUAUUAUUAUCAUUGUGACUUUUCAGGAGAAUACUCUACAUGUGUUGUUAUGAUUUCCAAGUACAUAUUAUCAAGUGCACAUCCUUCUUUGUAAUCUAAUCCAGG